GACGUGAACAGGUCAUUCAGAUGCGCCAGCGCGUCAUUUGCUGCAACGCAAUCCCAGCCAUCCCGAACUCCCAGUAUUCCCGGCGUCAUGUACCGUUAUUCCUCCAUAUCAGCCGUUUGACCUACUGAACGGAAGUUGAAGAACUGCUGCUGAUAUUAUGGACGGAAUUCCAACAUGAACUGAAGUUAAUUUAUUUGAUAAGAAGCGCUGCGUGGUGUGCAGCAUUGGUGGACAGAGGCGUUGAUCUAGCAAUGGUGCUGGAUCUGGGUGAAAACUGCAUGGAGCGGGUUAAUGGAGGAGGGCUCGCAAAGAAUGUCUCAGAAAUGUUAGAACCAGAGCCAAGCACAGAGAAACCCAAACCUGUCAGAGCCAGGACCAGCAGUAUCACACAAAGAGACAAAUCUCAUGCGCAGCCUUGUACUGCUUGGGAUGGCUGCUCCCAAGUUCAGCGAAGGCUCCAGAAGACGGAAGGUAGAAAUAAAGAUGAAACUGUGCAGCCAAGGGAACCUUCCAAACCGCCACCUUAUCGAAGGCCACUUAGUCUGGAAAUAAAACCACAGCAAAUUAGAGCAACGCAGCCAGUGCAGAAGGUGAUACAGCCACCGUGGCGUAGUGGUGGCCCUUCUCCACCCAUGCGAAGCCUGACAAGCCUUAGUUUGGGGUCAGGAAACUGGCUGCGCCGGAGUGAGAGCACAUGCACAGUGAACUCCACGACACCCCCACGUGCUGGCAGGGGUCAAAUGAGACCUGCAACCUCCUUGCCACAUAUUGCCAGGGGUAUGGCACCACUUCCUUCACCUUCAACACCCCGUGGGCCGUGCCUGCUUGUGGCUCUUCGUCCCAUAAACCUGGAACAGGAGCGUCAGACCUUUUUUCAGUCUAACUGUCAGUAUGAGCCCCAGUUUGAGUAUGCAUCUCCAGAGCCCAUCAGUGUUUUGGAGAAGUACAGAGAGGGCUCCAGUCUCUUUCUGUCCCAGAUUCGCCACCUUGACCAAGAGACAGCAGCUUGGUUUGAAAGUGACUUCUGUGCAGUUGGGAUUAUGGAGUGUGUGUUGAGGAAGUAUGAGACCUAUGAAAACUUUGAAGAAGCCACAGGGGGCAGCUUGCUACCAAAGAGUCAAGUGUGGGCAGCUACUCGCAAGUACCUACAGAAGGAGGGCUGUGUCGGUGAGGUGGUUGUAAGUCUCUCUGAUGAGCUUCUGUCCCAGGCAGUAAUGAUGGUGGAGAGAUGUCGACCAACACUUACUAUUAACUUGUCAGGAGCACGGCAACACUGGCUUGAGGGCAUGCUUAGACACGAGAUUGGCACACAUUACUUACGGGGUGUGAAUAACAGCAUGCAGCCAUGGGCCACUUCUGUUGGGAGAAAGCAGUUUGGACUGAAACCAGCUAAUCCUACUGAAGAGGGGCUUGCUAGUCUUCACAGUGUGUUGCUACGGAAACAGCCCUUCCUGUGGCGGGCCGCUCUGCUAUACUAUACUGUAUACCAUGCCACAAACAUGAGCUUCAGCCAACUGUUCAGCCAUAUUGCUCGCUUUGUCCAAGAUCCUGCGGUACGCUGGGAAUACUGCCUCCGCGCCAAACGAGGACAGACAGAUACCUCGAAACCAGGUUGCUUCAGUAAAGAUCAAGUCUACCUUGAUGGAAUUUUAAGGAUUUUACGCCACAGGAGAAACAUUGAUUUUAAGAUAUUAACCGCUCUUGGCAAGGUUUCCUAUGAAGAUGUGGACAGACUUCGGCAUUUGGCUGUUCUAAAUGGAACUAGGAUUCCUCACUUCUUGCAGGAUGAAGAACGAUAUCUUCAACACCUCGACCACAUUGUCGCAGUGAAUGAACUGAGCGAUGCAGAGCUUCAAGAGCUCAUUCCAUGAA
Molecule: messenger RNA, 1872 nt
Organism: Cyprinus carpio (common carp)
Lineage: Eukaryota; Metazoa; Chordata; Actinopteri; Cypriniformes; Cyprinidae
Product: microtubule-associated tyrosine carboxypeptidase 1-like
Source: RefSeq, a predicted model, not a curated record